GCACUUUGUUAACAUUUUACACACUUGAAGGGCAUCUGCUCUUUGCCUUGUCUAAUAAAACAAGUUAAGAUAAUAUUGUAAAAACCUUUUUUUGUGCACAGCCAUCUGUCUCUUCAUUCCUUUAAAUAAAAGUAGACAACUUAAAGUGCACUGAAGAGAAGUAUAUCCAAAAAGUUUCUGCCGAUUAAGUGCAUAAAGCAUGGCACUGAUGAAUGAAAUUAAGAUUGUAUUUUUCUUCUCAGAGGUUGUUUGGUGGAUGAAACGUAUCUCUCAGAUCUUUCUGUAUUUCCACGGCUGAUCGAACCUUCGUGCUGCAGUUGUUUGCAUGAAUUCCCUGUGGGAUUACUUAUAAAAAGCUGUAAAUAUGCAAAGCAGAUUAAUUAGUUUCCAAGGUCACUUGAAGAGAAAAGGUUAUGUGUAUUAUUAAGUCAGCGAUGUAUUUCUUGAGUGCGUUUUCCCUGUGGACGAGUGUGUAUCUGCUGAAGGUUUUAUUGAUAUUUACUCAGGAGCUAACAAGGGUCUGUGCAGAGCUUCAUUUGGCCAAAAACUAUUUCCUGUUUAAUCCUGAACCCUUACAAAGAACAGUAAGGGAUUGGAGUUGUUAGAGCAUCUUAGUUCUGGUGGCUUUAACCAGAGAGUGUGUGAAUGUUUGAACUUGUGUGUUUAUGAGUGUGUAAGUGCAGCAGCUGAAAGUCCACAGUUCAUUUGAAUCUGUCCUGAAAGCUACAAACCUUCAGACUCAGCGUGCUGACUCAAGACAGGGCUUAUUAGCUCUAAUCCGUGCAGCCCUCUGUGUCUGUGUUAUCAAACAGGAUUAGACUGAUACCUGCGUGUCGCUUUACAGUCAAUACACACACUUGAAUUUAACUUUAAACAUCCACAAGUCAAAUAAUCCAGCUGUGAUGGCUGAGCCUCCUAAAAGAACAGGAACCGAUACAUAUUUAAUGUCAUUAUCCUCAAUUUUAUUAUUUUUAACAGUGUUACCCUGCCCUUAUGUCUGAAAAAAUGCAGCAGAAGCGCCCUCUCAGAUCCUCCUGGAGUAAACAAAAUGUUAUAAAUUGCCCUGCCUGCUGACCUCUCUGUGAAAAAUGCAUGAAAAACUGUUUAAGUAACCCCUCUUCUGAAGGAUGAAACUUGACAAAGUGUCUUCUGGAUGUUCUUCCAGGAAAUUUAAAGUAAAGCAUACACAUCUGAAUGUUAUUUUAGUAAAUUUAAGGUAAUCAGCUUAUUUCAAUUCAUUUGAGGGUUUAAAAAUGCCCCGUUGAUUUCCCUCUGGUGUUAUGAAACCUGAAAAAGUGCCCUCUGGAUGCUCUUCUGGCAUAUAAAUCUAAAAAUAGUGCAAUCUCAAUACCCUCCCUGUGGAUGAAUGUAAAAUUAAGUGCCCUCUCAAAGCCCUUCCAGUUGUUAAACUCUAUAAAAAGUACCCUCUGUGUCUUCAGUGGAUAAAUGUGAAAAUAGUGCCCUACAGAUGGGCUUCAAUAUUGGAUUUAAAACGUGAUUGUCUUUCAGUGUGUAAAACAUAAAGAAUAUUUCUCUGCUUGUCCCACCAGGAUAAAGAUUGUUAAAAAGAAAAUACUGAGCCCACUGGAUGCCCUAGUUUAAGGUUGAAAAAGUACCCUCUGGAUGCUUUGCCAGUAAAUUUAGGGUAAAGCUCUUCCUCUUGAUGAUUUGACAGUGAAUUUAAGGCUUAAAAAAUUGGCUGCUGGAUGCUCUUCCAAUAAAUGUAAUAAAUAAAUUUGAGGUGUAAAGCUGAACCAUCUGGAUGCCCUUCCAGUUUGACUGUGAGAAAGUGCCCUUUGAAUGUUUUUACUGUAAACCUAAGGCAUGAAGGUGCCAUCUGGAUGCCUUUCCAUUUAUCUAAAUUUGUUCCAGUGGGUACAACAUAAAACCGUACGACAUAGGAACUUUGACCUGCGUUGGCCUUCAAUGAUCUUGCCGUUUGCAGCACAACUUAGACAACUACUAAAGAUAAUGCUCAGCUAGUUUUUGAUCUACAGCAUGAUCUCCUGAAUUUCACCAACGUCGUCAAAUGUCUUUAUCCUUUAGCCUCAAAUAUUUUUCUUUAUACAGCCAAAUAUCUGCAGUCAGACACACUUAAACCUCCUACCUCCUCCUUCAGCAGCUCUGCUCAGCAGUGUUUAACUACCUUAUAUGACUGUGAUCAAGUGAAUGGGAUACAACCCACUUAAAUGGACCAUUAAGGAGAAUUAGGCACAUCAUAAUCAGAAGAUACGGCAGCACAUUACACCGUAUGGCUGAUUAAUUUCUCACAUGUGGCUGCAGAAUAAAAGACACUGAUCUAUAAGCCUGUCGAGUAAUUACCAAAAAACGCUGAAUUAUCCCAUUAAUUAGCUUAUUCUGCAAUAAAAUAUUCACUAAAAGUUAAUGAUAUAGCCAAGCUGAAGCAUUCAUAUGGAAUAUGCAAGCACUGCUCUCUGGUGGACUGAGCAGCUCAUUGCAUGCAUUAGCUGCUUUCAUGAUAUCACUGCUGCAAGACUGGGAGAUGCAUUUGAAACAGAUGAAAGCAGUAAUGAGAUCAGACAGGAGCUUUAGUGUUUACUGAGUACAAGAAGCAGUUACAGGGGAGCGGAGUUCAGGGUCUCUCUGGAGAGCCUAAUCAUGUUUAAGAGUGAGCUCAUGUUCAGAUCGAUGGCCACACUCUUGACACUUGUGUUUGCAAAAGAGCACACAAAGACACAGCUGUAAUAUCAGGGUGAUUUAGUGGAGGCAGGGGUGUUACAUUGCAGAAACGUCCCCAAAGCUGAAGGUUUUAAAUCCCUCAAAAUCCCCAAACUUCUGCAAGAUUUGCUCCACUUUCUGUAGCCCAAUUACACCACACAGAUUCCAUCGAUCCUAUGUUCAGCCGGACGAAACUACAACUUGCAGAUAAUUGCUGCGGGGCACUUUGGGAUCAAUGCUCGCCUACGUAUCAGCCUGUAUUGGAAAGUCUGUGUAUGGGUGAUUGCCUGCACCAUCAAUCCGGCUGUAACAAACACAGAGUCAUUUCCUAGCUGCUGCCCUGCCCUGCUCCUCUUUGUGUGGAAAGAGUACGAUCCAAUUCCUCCGCUCAUUCUCCACACUUUGGAUAUUUCAGGCUUUUCACUUGUUUGUAGAAGUUUCUGGGAUAGUUUUACAGACUCAUGGAGGCGUCUGGCUGAGCGGUUUGGAGGUCUUUAUGGAUAACCUCUGGGGGACAGGAAGGCUCGCCCUGGAUGCAAUAUCAGGACGGAGCUGCUGGGAUAGUAGAUGAUGGUAAAAGGAUGGUGGUCAGAGGGAUCUCUCCUUGAGGAGGUGGGGAUAGGAUAGGAUGGGUGGGUGGAUGUUGUUGAGCACUGUUUUGUCUGGGCGGACAGUUUGGAAGCUUCUCCCUCAGAUUUCUGGAUGUUUUUUGGACGGUUAAAGAGAUUUUAACUUCCUGUUGAUUCCGCAGAAAAACAGAAACUUGAUCCAGAUUUGAAGGUGGGUGUUUGCUCCUUAUUUUCCAGUACAGACAGAUAAUUGUCAUGUGCUUUUCUGGCCUUCUUUGAUAGAAAACAUGUCACUCUAUUGGGGUAAUGUUCAAAUAGCUACAGAUGUAAAGAUUAUUUAUUCGGGAAUAUGUUUGUUCUUUUAAUUUCUUUAUCAUGGAAAAGUGGCCUGCUGUAUGCUAAUGCAUAAUACUUGCUUGCAUUCGCUCAAUUCUGGAUCCAUCUUUUUGUCAUUUUUUCCAUGCACUCUUGCAACAUUACACAACUCAUCAAAAACAUUACAUAAAUAUCUCUAUUGAUUAAUUUGAACCAUGAUUCACUCUUUAAUGUAGCUGCUUUUACCAUGCUGUCUCACUGUCAUUGGGUAUAGUUGUAUUUUUCUCUGUUUUAAAACAUACAACCACUUGGUUGAAAGGGCUUUUGGCCUGCCGUCACCUGUUUCCACUAACAGUUUGGGGACUCUGAUAAGAACUGAUAAUACCUGGAGUUUCUGAUGCAAGGAAGUGCAACUCCUUACAGAUGGAUGGAAAUCUGAUAGAAACUAGCUGUAGCCAUAUGGGAGAGGCUGAUUUCAUCUUAUAAUUGAUAGGUAUGUUUGUAUUUCAUAUCUAAGUGAUGAAGACAACCAAUAUGUACCAAUUUCAUGAGUGCAGUGUUGAUUUGUAAAAUUUUGAUCAAAACAAACAGCAGGGUGAACAUCUUCCAACUAAUGAGGUUAAUUUACAACAGGUUAGUAACGUGACUGGGUAUAAAAAGGACAUUCAGAGAGGCUGAGUCUCUCACAUGGAAAGAUAGGAAGAGGUUCAUCACUCUGUGAGAGACUGUGUGAGCAAAUAGUUCAACAAUUUCAGAGUAAAAUGUAAACAAAUGUGGGUAGUUCAUUCAUAAUAUCAUUAAAAGAUUCAGAGACCUAAAGUAAUUUCUGUACACAAAGGACUAAAGCCAACACCGAAUGGGCCUGAUCUUCAGGCCCUCAGGCAGUAAUGCAUUAAAAGCAGAUAUGACUCUGAAGUGGAAGGCACCGCAUGGGCUAAAAAUCACCUCUAAAAACUAUUGUCUGUGAUCACAGUUCAUCACUGCAUCCACAAAUGGCUAAAACUGCACCAUGCAAAGCGGAAACCAGAUAUAAACAUGAUCUAAGAAAUGGCUAUUUUCAGUUUUCCUACAAAUCAUAAGUUGAUAUUCAAGUUCUUUGUUCUACAUAGGUGAUGGACCACCUAGCUUGUUAUCAGCUCCCAGUUUGAAGCCAGCAUCCCUGAUGAUAUGGGUAGCAUAAGUGUACAUGGCAUAGUUAGCUUACAUAGCUAUGAUUAAAGGCUCCAUUAAUGCUGAAAAAUAUACUGUACACACAGGUUAAAAAGCAAUAUAUGCUGCAUUUCAGCAAGACAAUGACAAACCACAUUGCAACAGCAUGGCUCUGAAGUAGAAGAGUCCUGCUGCUAAACUGGCCUGCCUGCAGUCCUGUCUUGACACCCAUUGAAAAUAGUUGUUAAGAGUAACGCUACUACACUGGUCUUUCGUACACGCUAUGUUUGUGUAUUAGUCACUUGCCUCUUAGAAACCCAUCUGCAGGGUUAUAACAUCAUAGAACCUCUCUGUCCGUGAUUUCAGAUACCAUCUACUUUUUAGAUGACAAAAAGGAAUCAAACCAAUUAGUAUUGAUUUUUUUAGUCAGCCUGCACAGACAAUAGGAAGAAAAAUACAAGUCAUUGGGUUGGAUAUCGAAUUGUGCUGGUAAAUUAUCCAAUUUAACAUGGGGUUCUAUGGGGACUGACUCAAUUUUGGAGCCAGCCUCUGGUGGACACUUAAUGAACUGCACUUUUUUGCACUUCUACUCAAGAUUUCCCUUCCUCCCCACUGUUAGCUGUACAACCCUGUCUGUGAUGUGUUUUAAAGGAUGAUUCUGGAAAUUUUCAGGGAGUGAGAGUCUGGAAAUCAUCAGGAUUGGAUGUACAGAUGUAUGACAGAACCUGUAUAUUUAUACAUUUACAUAUCUGUAUAUUGAAUUUCCCUUCAGAGGUCAAUAAAGUUCUUCUUCUUCUUCUUCUUUGUUUAUUCUCCUUCCCUCAGAUUCUUGCAGGAGGCCAUGCCAGGCAGCCCAGAGAACAUCCCUCUGGGAGAGUGUACCCUCUCCCAGUCCAGGGACCAGCUGACACCUCCAAGUCGCACAGAGUCUACUGUGUUUAGCAUGUCCCGCAGCGAGUCCAUCUGGACCGCAGAGAACCCCCGUGAGGACAAAUGUGAGAUCUACUGGUUCCCCAUCCACCUCAUGUCCACAGGGGGCAGCUUCCUAGCAUGUGGCAUCAUCAUCAGCGGCCUAUACUUUGCUGGACACUGCAGGAAGGUUACCAACAUCCUGGGCCCUGCUCUGCUGUCUAUCGGGCUGAUGGUUUUUGUAGUGGGCGUGGUCCUGAUCCCAAUCACCAAGGAGAACAGGAAGCGGUCAAGUAUAAAGAAGCCGCUCACAUACUACAGGCCGCCCAUGUUCAACCUGUGAUGAACAAACUGGAUUUUAACAUCCUUUCUAGCAUGGAGCUUAUUGUUCAGACACUCUUUGUGGCGGCCUGUAAGUUUAUUUGUCUGAUUUUUUACAGGAUUGGGGCUUUUAUCUCAGUCCAACGUGUGCAUGAAAACGUCUGCAUAAUCACAGCUGCCAAAACAGAAAAAGAGGUGCAAGCAUAAGAAGACCACAGCAUGCUUCUUACUUACACACAAUUUAGUGAGAGCCUGCUGUUCUUAUGAAUAUUAAUGAUGAGAAAGUGGACUAGAGGGAUUCCCUAAUGCUGCGUGCUACACUAUAUGCCAAUUCAUGAAUUAUUAAAAGUUGUGAGAGC
This is a messenger RNA of Xyrichtys novacula (pearly razorfish), 6301 nucleotides long. NCBI's taxonomy places the organism in Eukaryota, Metazoa, Chordata, Actinopteri, Labriformes, Labridae. The record is from the annotation of a GenBank genome assembly.